Manduca sexta (tobacco hornworm) is the source of this 744-nucleotide messenger RNA. It is a transcript of the gene RpS7, whose product is annotated as 40S ribosomal protein S7-like. Gene Ontology annotation, biological process: rRNA processing; translation; ribosomal small subunit biogenesis. NCBI's taxonomy places the organism in Eukaryota, Metazoa, Arthropoda, Insecta, Lepidoptera, Sphingidae. The record is from RefSeq and is a predicted model, not a curated record. Gene Ontology annotation, molecular function: structural constituent of ribosome. The transcript has 5 exons. Gene Ontology annotation, cellular component: cytosolic small ribosomal subunit; small-subunit processome; ribosome. Bases 138 to 710 code for a protein of 190 amino acids.
AAAGUUUUCAAGGUAGUUGUCCCUAAAGAUUUUUAGAAAAUUUUGCGGUAUUUAAAUGAUUUAAAAGCUAAAUACUUUAGUUUUCAACAUUUAUAUUUAUCCAGGAAACGCACUAUAUCCAUUAUUUGUUAUAAACGAUGAGUACGAAGAUCCUCAAAGCGGGCGGUACCGAAGCCGACUCCUUCGAGACUUCGAUCUCGCAGGCGUUGGUCGAGUUGGAGACAAACUCUGACCUGAAGGCGCAACUUAGGGAGCUUUACAUUACUAAGGCCAAGGAAAUUGAACUGCACAACAAGAAGUCAAUCAUCAUCUAUGUGCCGAUGCCCAAACUGAAGGCUUUCCAAAAGAUCCAAAUCAGAUUGGUGCGUGAGCUGGAAAAGAAAUUCAGCGGCAAGCAUGUGGUGUUCAUUGGAGACCGCAAGAUCCUGCCCAAGCCCAGCCACAAGACACGCGUCGCCAACAAACAGAAGAGGCCGCGCUCCAGGACCCUGACUUCAGUGUACGAUGCUAUCCUGGAAGACCUUGUGUUCCCCGCUGAGAUCGUCGGCAAGCGCAUCAGGGUCAAGCUGGAUGGUUCACAACUCAUCAAGGUGCAUCUAGACAAGAAUCAACAGACCACCAUUGAGCACAAGGUGGACACUUUCCAGUCUGUGUACAAGAAGCUGACGGGUCGCGAAGUCACCUUCGAGUUCCCCGAACCUUACUUGUAAACUUAGACUACUUUACAAUAAACAAAAAACCUUA